AUGGGGUUCUCUUCUUCCUCCCGCUCGCGUGCUGCUUCGGCGCUACUGCUUUGCCUUUGCAUGUUGUUGUGCAGAGUACAUGGCGAGUCUCGCAAGCUUUACAUAGUUUACCUAGGUGAUGUGAAGCACGGACACCCCGACGACGUCGUCGCUUCGCACGAUGAUAUGCUCGCCACUCUCCUCGGAAGCAAGGAAGAAUCAUCGGCCUCCGUGGUGUAUAACUACAAACACGGCUUCUCAGGCUUCGCCGCGAUGCUCACCCCAGAGCAAGCCAAGCAACUUGCAGAGUUUCCGGAGGUCAUCAGCGUCGAACGGAGCAAACGGCACAGAACGGCCACCACGCGGAGCUGGGACUUUCUUGGUCUCAACUACCAGAUGCCGGCCAGUGGACUACUCCACGGAAGCAACUACGGAGAGGAUGUAAUCAUCGGGGUGGUUGACACCGGGAUCUGGCCAGAGUCGAGAAGCUUCAACGAUGAAGGGUACGGUCCCGUACCAUCAAGGUGGAAAGGAAAGUGCCAAGUCGGUCCAGACUGGGGCAUCAACAAUUGCAGCCGCAAGAUUAUAGGCGCAAGGUUCUACUACCCAGGAGUUUCAGAUGACCUUCUCAAGGUGGACUCACUCUCGCCCCGUGACCACGUUGGACACGGUACGCACUGUGCGUCUACCGCGGCGGGGUCGGCCGUGGAGGGGGCAAGCUUCCAUGGCCUUGCCGAGGGAGUUGCACGGGGAGGCGCACCACGCGCUCGCAUCGCCGUGUACAAGGCCCUCUGGGCUGAUGGCUCUGGGAACACAGCAACUCUGCUCGCCGCCAUUGACGAUGCGAUCCAUGACCAAGUGGAUGUGCUUUCACUUUCUCUAGUUCUCCUGGAGGAGAACUCGUUCGGCGCUCUGCAUGCGGUUCAGAAGGGGAUCACCGUUGUGUAUGCGGGCGGCAACGACGGUCCAAGGCCGCAGACCAUCGUGAACACUUCACCAUGGGCCAUCACCGUUGCAGCGAGCAAGGUUGAUCGGUCGUUCCCCACGGAGAUCACGCUGGGGAACAAGCAACACAUAGUGGGACAGUCUCUCUAUUACGAGAACUCGUCCAUGAGCAGCAAUCACUUUUCUCUGCUGCUUUCUGUGUUUAGGUGUACCUUGGCUGCACUUACUAAUGACACGGAAGUGCAAGGAAAAAUCCUGCUCUGCCUUCCGUCGCCAAAGGAUCCAUUCGCCCUCAUCCCAGGGCCCGUUUUCCAAAACGCGGUCCAAAACGUCCUGAAUGGUCGGGGAUCUGGUCUAAUUUUCGCUCAAUAUACGACCGACAUUUUAGAAACGACAUCACUUUGCCAAGGUAUUGCUUGCGUUGUCGUGGACCUUGACACCGGGAAGAAGAUUAAGAAAUACAUGAGCACCACCAGCUCUGCCGUAGCAAAGAUUGAACCAACGUGCACCGUCAUAGGGAAAGAGAUACUAGCGCCAAAGGUAGCAUCGUUCUCAUCCAGAGGCCCAUCACCUGAUUACCCUGACAUCAUCAAGCCUGACAUAGCUGCACCUGGAGCCAGUAUCUUGGCAGCAAAGGAAGGUUCCUAUGUGACCAUGUCAGGAACAUCGAUGGCGGCGCCGCACGUCUCAGGCGUCGUCGCGCUGCUGAAAGCCCUGCACCCAGACUGGUCGCCUGCGGUAAUAAAAUCAGCCAUCAUCACCUCUGCGCAUGUCACCGACGAGCACGGCAUGCCAAUACUGGCGGAGGGAGUUCCUCGCAAGAUCGCCGACCCAUUCGACUACGGCGGCGGGAACAUCAACCCUCUCGGAGCGGCCGAUCCAGGACUGGUCUACACCAAAUUCUUCCAGUGCACCAUCAUGAGGAGGACGAACGUGAGCUGCAACGCCACGGGGCUGCCCGCGUAUCACCUGAACCUGCCAUCACUCGCUGUUCCAGAUCUGAGGCGCCCGGUCACCGUGUCGAGAACGGUGACGAAUGUUGGAGAGAUCAACUCUGUGUACCACGUCAUUGUCCAAAGUCCGAUCGGUGUGAAGAUGGAGGUUGUGCCACCAGUCCUCGUGUUCGAUGCAGUAAACAAAGCGCGCACGUUCAAGGUGAAGUUGUCGCCUGCGUGGAAGAUACAAGGGGAUUACACGUUUGGCAGCAUUACUUGGCGCAGUGGUCGAAAGGCCGUUAGGAUUCCCGUUGCGGCCCGGAUCACGGUUCAGGAUUUCUAUGCGGAUGUUGCAUAA
Messenger RNA from Lolium rigidum, 2217 nucleotides. Its product is annotated as subtilisin-like protease SBT3.6. Gene Ontology annotation, molecular function: serine-type endopeptidase activity. Gene Ontology annotation, biological process: proteolysis. Bases 1 to 2217 code for a protein of 738 amino acids. The transcript is spliced from 10 exons. The record is from RefSeq and is a predicted model, not a curated record. NCBI's taxonomy places the organism in Eukaryota, Viridiplantae, Streptophyta, Magnoliopsida, Poales, Poaceae.